Molecule: messenger RNA, 1970 nt
Organism: Ciona intestinalis (vase tunicate)
Lineage: Eukaryota; Metazoa; Chordata; Ascidiacea; Phlebobranchia; Cionidae
Product: L-dopachrome tautomerase
Molecular function (GO): oxidoreductase activity
Source: RefSeq, a predicted model, not a curated record
UACUUUGUUGAGAGUUAAUUUGACUUCGUCCAACACAUAUUGAAAACGUAUGCGAAGAUUAUAAUAAAUGCUAAUCCAUUUCAUAAAUCACGAGUCACGUCCUGCUUCUUAAAUCCUGACGAUACGGCCAAGCAGCGAACCUAAUAAUGCAUAGAUAAAUUAAUCGCCCUUGUACGAGUUUAAUACAGGAAGCUGAAGGCUAACUUUUGAGAAGCUUAUUCACGUGAUACUUUGAUGCCUUUUUUCCAAGUUGCCACAUUAGUAUAAAAACACUUAGCGAAACCAAGCAUACAUCUAUUUCUUCGUUCUCAAUUCAUAUACCAGAACAGGAUGAACUCAACAGGAAAGUUUAUUGCAAUGGCUAUGGUGACAGUGCUGGCUUCGGUUCCUUAUGUGUAUGCACAGUUUCCUCGUGUCUGUGCAACACUGGAAGCCAUCGAAGCCCACCAGUGUUGUCCGUUUCUCAGCGGAAACGGCUCCAGAUGUGGAGAAGAGGAAGGGAGAGGAAGUUGUGUUGAUAUAAAGAUAGAUGAUUUGCCACACGGUCAGCAAUACGUUUUGGUUGGCAUUGACGACAGGGAACGGUGGCCGGAGCGUUUCUUUAACAGGUCUUGCGUGUGUAACAGUAAUUACGGAGGGUUCGAUUGUUCCGGAUGCAAACCUGGAUGGCAGGGGGAAGAUUGCUCUCAACAGCGUCCUCCAGUGAUUCGACAAAACAUUAUGAACAUGACUCAAGAAGAACGAGAGACUUUUCUCGACGUUUUGGAUCUUUCAAAAAGCAUUCCACAUCCAGAUUACGUCGUAGCACAAGACCAUUACAGAAAUCUAGUGGCGGAAAAUGCAACCGAGCCGAAUUUCAUCAACAUAACUAUUUACGAUUUGUUCGUCUGGGUUCAUUACUAUUCUGUACGUGAUACUUUGCUCGGACCCGGCCAAGCAUACACUGCCAUUGACUUCUCGCACGAAGGACCUGCCUUUCUUACUUGGCAUAGAAUGCAUCUGAUGGGACUUGAAAAUGACCUACAGGUCUUGUCCAAUGACCCAACUUUUGCUCUCCCGUACUGGGACUUCGCAAUUGGAGGUUCUGAGUGUGACGUGUGUACUGAUGAUAUCCUUGGUGGACAGAAUCCGAAUGACCCAACAUUUCUAGGCCCUAACUCUACAUUCGCCGACUGGGAAGUAGUGUGUCUUAGUUUGGAUUGGUUUAACGACAAUAUUAAGUUGUGCAACGGAACCUUUGAAGGGCCCAUUCGCCGAAACCCCGGGGGAAACAUCGAUCGACCUGCGGUACAAACGCUUCCAGCAACUGAGGACGUCAUCAAAUGUUUGCAAGUUGACGAAUACGAUACCUUCCCAUAUUUUUCUGAUUCAGACAACAGCUUUAGAAAUGCACUCGAAGGUUACUCAGAAACUGACGGUGAAUUUGAAAUAGGCGUACGAACUCUACAUAAUCUUGCACAUUUGUUCUUGAACGGAACGGGAGGGAUGACCCACGCAUCAGCUAACGAUCCUGUCUUUGUUCUUCUUCAUACUUUUACUGACGCCAUAUUCGAUGAAUGGAUGAAGAGGUCGAAUGCAACCGUGGCAGACUUUCCUGAAGAAAAUGCACCGAUUGGACACAACCUUGACUUUAAUAUGGUUCCGUUCUUUCCCCCAGUCACCAGUCGAAAUAUGUUCGUUCCAUCAGAACAACUCGGUUACAGUUAUGCUGUCCAAUUCCCAGAGGCUUCCACAGCUGAGCAAACAUCACCAUUUACUUGGGCAAUGGUGGGAAUAUCUGCAUUCGUUGCUCUGAAUGUGGUGGUUGGUUUGCUUGUGUGGUCGAUUCGUUACCGCAGUCGCAAACGUUACGAGGAUUUAUCUCUCGUCCAAGACAACAAUGGAAUUCAUUACCGGGCUUAAUUGCCCGUAUUAGCCGCAUGUAACCCUUUUGUCUUUUAUAUCAAGCAAUAAUAAAUUACGUUAUACAA